Aspergillus ochraceoroseus IBT 24754 is the source of this 352-nucleotide messenger RNA. RefSeq lists its product as uncharacterized. NCBI's taxonomy places the organism in Eukaryota, Fungi, Ascomycota, Eurotiomycetes, Eurotiales, Aspergillaceae. The transcript is spliced from 3 exons. Bases 20 to 352 code for a protein of 110 amino acids. The record is from RefSeq and is a predicted model, not a curated record.
AAAAAGGAAAAAAAAAAAAAUGAACAACCGCCGACGCCUCCUCAUCUUCCAAGAAUCCCCCAACCCCUCCAACCCCACCGAACCAAUCUACCACGCCGUCAACAAACUCGGCCUGCCCAUCUGCGGCGCGGGACCCGACAUGCCCUCCAUCCUCGACCUGCCGCUGCGGAUUCUGCGCGCGUUUACGGAGAUUUUCAACGAUCCCCGGUAUAAAGGGUGGGCAAUUGUAUCCGCUGCACCGUACAAGGAUCCCACUGUUUCCGGGACAUUCUUUGCGGUUGUUUUGGAACAGGUUCAGGGUCAGGUUCAGGGUCAGGGUCAGGGUUGUAGAAGGGAGUAUGAUUUGAUUUGA